GCAAUUGCAAUCAACGAGCAACGAGCGAAUUGCAACGAGCAGGCGAAAAAUCACAAAAAGCGGAAAAUCACAACAAUCGUGGGUGCAAACGGAACGGAAACGGCGAGGCAACGGAAAGUGCCCGGAAAUCGGAUGGCCCGGCAGUGAAAGUCCGUAAACCAGAGGCGCACUUGGCGCGUUUAGAGGGAAAAGGCGCGUUAACGUUGCGUUCUUUUCCAAACCGAUUCGAUUCCAAAACCAAACCAAUCCAAUCCCCACACACACACACGCACACGCACACAGCAACCCAUACACACAUACAGUGAAACGAGUGAAAGUGCAUCUACAUCUGUGAUUUCGUAUAUAAUAAUGCGUCGCGCAUACGCGGAUUUGGCCAGCAGAAGCACCAAAGACUAGCAAGUGAUCCAAUCCCAAUCCCAAUCCGAUUCGGUCCGAUCCGGUCCGGUCCGGGGAUUGAGUUGGUCGGUUGGCCAACCCAACAGCCCCCCCUGCAACCCCCCGCCGAUCACGAUGGCCGAUCAGGUGGCGCACACCAAAGAAACGGAUGCGGAGGAGCCGCUGGUGAAUGGCGAACUGCCAUGUGAGGCGUCGCCCUCCUGCUGCCAUGUGAUGUCCGCCCUGGACGGCGAUAUGGAUGUGGAUGUGGAUGUGGAUGUGGAGGCCACCUCCUCCUCCUACUGCUCCGCCAAUGCCGAUGCCGCCGCCACCGCCACAGCCACAGCCACUUCCCAGCUGAAUCCGUCGCCACCGCCUGCUGUCCAGCAGCACGCGAAGCCGGCGCGGAGCAGCUCGCCGCCCUGCCAUCUCCUGGAGCGGCUCAACUUUCCCGAGGGCAACAUCAUCAACACGCUGCACACGAUCCUCGCCCUGCCGCCCUUCGAUCCCUACGCCCCCGCCCCCAAGGCGGAGACGGUCUACAAGGAGGUCGUCUCCCUGAUGCAGUGGAGCCAGCGGGAGGACAACGCCAUCGAGCUGGAGCUCAGCGACAAGCUGCUCCACGAGUGCGAGCACAAGGGCGGCGGCGAUCCCAACGACGAGACGCGUUCAUAUUUGAUGGCCAUUGAGAACAUGCGUCUGUUCUCGGAGGAUCCAAAGAAUCCGCUGCGUGAUGCCGACGGUCAGCUGCGUGCAAUUACGCUAUAUUUCCAGAAUCUUGCCUUCAUAUUUGUGAAACACCGGAAGGAGGAGUUCUUCACGUUUUGUUCCUGCAAGGAAUGUCUCGAAUACCGCGAAACCAUCAUGGCUAUUAUGAUGGAUCAAUUUAAGGCUGCGCACAUGGUGGUCAUGUUGCUGGACGUACUGAUCAAAGCCUACAGUCCCAUGCUGAAAAACGAUGCUGCCUACAAUAAGUUUGAGAAGCUGCUUGAAUGCAACAAGGAGAUCUAUUGGAUUACAAGCGGCUACCUCUACGAUAAGAAUGCCGAAUAUCUUGAUUUUAUUGAUGAUACAGCGAUCUCCGAUAAUAUGAUAUUAGUGCUAUUCAGCGCCAUUUUGAUGGCCAACAAUCCCAUGCUGCUGCUACAAAUACUCGCCUAUAAUGUGGAAUGCAUUGUGAAGGCAUUCUCCGAGGGCAUGAUCGAAAUUGCCCAGAAUAUCCAGGAGAACGAGAAAAUUUCCGGAGAAAGGAUGCUGACAUACAUUCUGGAUGGCUACUCCGAUCUGAAUUGCAUCUCGCAGAAGAUCUCCCUCAGCCUGUUUGCGUUUGAGAACGACUUUCUGCGCAAGUUCAAGCUGUCGUGGGUGCUGCUGUGCCAGCGUCUGUUCCAGCACCACGUCUUCACGCCCCUGGGGGACACCAUGCUGGCCUGCAUCCUGUCGCUGAAGGAGGCGGCUCCGUCGGCCCAGACGACGGCACUGAUCAAGCGGUACAUGCUGUUCGACGAGCACAUGCACUCCAUCGAGCGCCGCUGGACAGACAUCUGGAUCGAGCUGAACAAGUUUAACUUGUCGCCCACGGAGCACGAGCGCCGGAUGGGCCUGCUGGAUGUGUACAACAUAUUCGACAAGGUCGUCCUGGACGCCACCUCGUUCUCGCUGCCGGACAUCAGCGACGAUGAGUUCAUCGACUUCCAGCGCAUCGUGGAUCGCCAGCUGGCCUGGAAGAACAUCAUGGCCUUCACGAAGCUGAAGUGGCCGGACGGCUUCUACGAUCCGCCCAAUAAGCUGGUGCACGAGGAUCUCUGCAAGAAGUGCAAUUCAUUGCUCGAGCACCAUAACGAGGACUGUAAAUGCAUCACUUGCUCCAUCGCCGGGACUCCAUUGCGACCGCGGCAAGCGGGCCAUUGUGCCAAGUGCACAACGCUCGGCAUUGUCGAGAAGGAUCCGAAGCUGAUGAAGUCCAAGAUCCUCAGCACCUGCACCAGCGACGAGGCUAAGCACAAUGCGGCUACGGCUGCGCUGGCGAUGGCGGCCAGCACGAGCUCCUCGGCCGCCCAGCAGCUGCAGCAGCAACGUCGCACCAGCGAUCUCCCGGAGGAUGAGUCACCAUCCGGAAGCGGCGGCGGCGGCGGCGGCAGCAGCAGCAACAGCGGAUCGGUGUUCCGGCGGCAGGCGGAGCCGACGGACACCCUGCGCACCACAUAUCACAUCGCAUGGGCGGUGUUCCAGCACCUGACCACCAGGAAGCGCUACCGCCACGACACGAUCGAGGCGCAGUUCUUCUGCGGCGAGAACUGUCGGGUCUCCGCCUGUCAGCUGGCCAGGAAGAUCCUGGCCAACCAGCUGUCGCCGCCGCUGACCAAGUAUCUGCUGCGCUGCUUCCAGCCGCUGUCCUUCACGCGGGAGGAGCUGCGCUCCACGCUGCCCUCGCUGAUGUUCUUCAACCGGAAGCUGGCACCCAGUCCUGCCGAACUGCAGGAGCUGAGGAACCAGCAUUACGUGUACAAAACCUACUGGACCUUCGUCCUCUCCAUCUACGCCAACUUCUUUGUUAAGUUCAACUCGAGCAGCACGGAUUUCGACCACCUGGAGCUGCUGAAGGGGGAUUUGCGCCUGCGGCUGAACAGUGUGGUUGGCGACAAGGACGACGGCCGAUUCGAACAGUUUCUGGCCCAGGUUAUUGGAUAUUCACCUUUUAAAAUCACUGAUGAUUUUACGCUGGGUGAUGCCAACAUAGAAAAGAUGCAAUUUGGAGUGGAUCAGCUCAUGAUGUUGCAUGAUUCUCAGAUAAUAAAACGUACUAAGCCAGAUAGCACUACGGGCUUGUCGGGUGCCAAAUCCAAGGGAGGCGACUCCAACUUGUCGCAAUCCGGAGGCCGCAAUGGCGAUGCGGGAGGCAGCAAGAAGAGCAAGGAGAAGAUGCGCAAAUGCUGUGCUGACUAUGCGGACAUUGGGGAGCCCUGCAAGGAGAAUCACUCAAAGAAACGCGUCAAAAAGGAGUGCAAUCAUGCGCGCUUCAACGAGACGCGCGAUCGACUGCGCAAGAAGCUCUCCCAGAUUGUCAACGAACGCAAGACCAAGUCCACGGAGGAGGCCACGCCAUCCAAGGCCAAGUCCGCACAGCCGGAGCCAGUUGUUGUGCCACCGCCGGCAGCCAUCCCACCGAAGCGGCCGCCCAAGGCCGAAUCCCUGCCGCCCAACCAGCCACCCACCCUGAAAGUGUUCGCCACGGCCCAGCUGCAAUCAAGCAACAGCACCAGUAGCAGCAGCACCAGCGCCAACGCCAUUCCCAGCAAUCCGCGAAAGAUGCCGCCGGCAGCAGCGGCUGCAGCGGCGGCGGCUGCAGCGGCAGCUCUCAACGAGAUUGGCGAACAGGUGGAGCAGGAGGGCGACAACAGUCUGCUGCGCCUGGACAGCCUCUGCAAGCGUCUCCAGAUGCACACGGAUGCCACGGACGUCGGGGCGGCGGCAACUGCCGCAGAAGCGGCCGCUGCGGUGGCCGCCUUCAAACGCGGCGGCGGCUUUCCGGCCGACUACAGCAAGGAGGACAUGAUGCAGGAUUUUGCCGAGUUCCUGGGCACCUACAGCCAGCAGGACAGCCAACAGGAUCAGCAACGCUGGAUCAACGAGACGCUCAACUUCAUCGAGGGCAAGUCACAGCAGCCGCAGACCUCCAACCCAAAGAAGGCGGCCAAGAAGGCCAAGCAGAAGAUGCGCAAGGAGGAGGAGAAACGCAUCAAAGAGCUGGAGGAUUUGCGUGGCCAGUUUCUGGACAUCUACUUCAAGGAGUUCAUCGACAAGUACGAGAUGAAGGCACUGACGGCCGCGGGCGGCCGGAAAAGAGAGAAGAAGCGCAUCGGUGAGCUGGAGGCGAACAUCAAGAACCUGCAGCGGGCCAAGGCGAAGGUGGAGACGGUGAUCCUCGAGCUCAUCGCCACCGUCAAGCAGUCGAACAGCGAGUUCAAGUUCUCCUACCUGCCCACCAAGCAGCAGCAACUGGCCAAGAUGGCCCAGCUGGAGGAGAUCCUCAACGGGGGCUCGCCACUGGUGGCCACUGCCGAUACUGCUGCUCCACCGCCACCUGUGCUCCAGUACCCCCAGUACAACAGCAGCACCACCAGCACCACCAGCAGCACCAGCACCUCCUUCUAUUCCGCUCCAGCUCCAGCUCCAGCUGCAAUUUUGGGUCAGCAGAAUACGCCCGUAUGUUUUGCCCCGCCGCAGCCGUCGCAGCAUCCGGUGCAACUGUCACGGGAUGUGAUUGCCGCCAUGGCGACCAACUCCAUCACUGCCGAUCCCUCGAAGCGCAUUGUGACCAUACGCCGCGUGCAGCUGCCCCAUCCGGGCGCCGAGCAGCAGGUGACCGUGGUGGCCAAGGGCAGUGCUCCGCACGAGGACAAGCUGCUCUACACCUUUGUCAACGGGCACAUGGUGGCCUCGGCCCCGUCCCAACCGGAAGAACCCAUCCCUCUGCCCGUCGCCGCUCCGGCUUCAGUGCCGGAAAAGAGCGCCAAGGCCAAAAAGAAAGAGGCUAAGCGAGCGGCAGCAGCAGCGGCGGCGGCAGCAGCGGCGGCAGCAGCGGCGGCGGCGGAACAGGAGGCCAAACUGAAGAGCAAGAAGCAGGCGAAGAAAACUGCUGUGGCGGUAACCACCGCCUCCAGUUCCACCGCGAGCAGCAACUCCUCCAAGUCGCAGACGCCGCAGAGCACGCGCGAGAGUUCGGUGUGCAGUGUGAAGCCAAAGGCUGCAUCCAAGAAAGCGGCUGCCAAGCUGCCACCGCCCAAGGUGGUGGAGGUGUCGCCAGUGCCAGAGCCAGAGCCAGAUCCAGAGCCGGAGCCUCCGAAGAGGCAGAAGCGACUCAAGUCGCGACUGGAUCCCGGCCAGCUGGACAACAAUCCCUUCAAAUCGCUGCACAUGCAGGAUUCGUCGGAGGGCGAGUGGGAAACGGGCAGCGAGUCGGAGGAUGGUGGAGAAGUGCCAGCACCAGCGCCACAGCCCAUCAGACAGCAGCCCACCAAACAGCCAGCUGCUUCAGUUGCCAAGCCAGUUGCUCCACCAGUGGUCACCAAACCGAAGCCAGCUGCUCCGGCUCCAGCUGCCGCAUCUGCCAAGAAGGUGAGGCAACAGGAGGCGCCGCAAAAGCAGCAGACCUCGCAGCCAGCGAAGGUUCAGGCCCAGGCAAGAGGCAAGGCCGCCACUCCCGCUGCUGGCAAGUCCAAUCCCCAACAGCAGCAGCAGCAGUCGUAUCAGCAGGAGAAGGCGCCGCCUGCCAAGAGCCAGCCUCAGCGUCCAGCGGAAUCCGUGCGGAAGCAGAAGCAGACUCCUGGAAAUCCCCUCGAAUCCAAUCGCAGUGCCCACAGCCAAGCGCCUCAGCAGACGCACCAGCAGUCGCGAGGUGGCCGAGGUGGAAAUGGUCGGACGAAGCCCUCAACUGGUGGCCAACAGCAGCAGGUUCAGCAGCAGCAGCAGCAGCAGCAGCUGGCUCAGCAGCACUCCAAUGCUCAUCCCGUCGAGGCAAGCGCUCCUUCGAAGAGAUCGCAGCGCGGCAAGCGCGGACAUCGCCAGAAGCAGGAGGAUCUCUCCGGCAUUCCACACAACAUGGGCUACUUCAACCCCAACGAAGUGGCCAUACCUCCACCGCAGACGGGCAGCUAUGCCAGCACCCUGGCCCAGCAGAUGCAGCACCUGCGCAUCGGCCAGUCGGGCGGCAGUGGCGGCUCGAAGCAGCCAUCGCAAUCGCCCAACUGCAGCAUCAUGGAUCAGCUGAACCGCGGCGUCCAAGUGGAGCAUCUCUCACUGCCGCCCGGCAUCACGCUCACCAAGGUGGAUCCGGCCAAGAGCGAGCAGUUGCGCCAGAAGAGCGAGUCCAUCCGGCUGCUGUCCAAGCCGCUUUCCGAGCACCAGCAGCAGCAGCAGCAGCAUCAGCAGCAGCAGGCGCAGCAGCAUCACUUCCAACAGCAGUCGCACCACCUACUGGCUGGCUACUAUGGAGCAGCUGGGGCCGCGGGCAUGGAUCCCAAUGGUGUGAUCAUGGUGGAGGCCAAUCCGCGACCAAAUCGCAACAGCCAGGCUCCAGCGGCACCGCCAAAUGUGGCUGCCGCGGCAUCGGCGGCCAGUGCCAGUGGUAAAUCCUCAAGACGACGGCGCCGCAAUCGUGGCAAGUCCGGUGGUGGUGGUGGUGGUGGUGGUGGAAGCGGCGGUAACAAUGGCACUUCCGGAGCAACCAACAAGCAGCGAUCGGGCGGAGGAGCCUCAGGAUCGGGAGCAGGUGAUGGCCUUAAAACCGCUUCUUCGCAAGCCCCUGCAGCCACCAUAGAAACCAAUGCCAGCGGCAACAUUAUCACGCUGCGGAAUCCCAUGUUCCAUCAAGGCAACGGUCCAGUGGCCGGCGGUGGCAUGAUGCCACCAAAUCCCAAUCCAAUGCCGCCAGUGCGAAACUUUGGCACUGGUCUGCCAGUUGCGCCGCCAAUGGCCAUGGAUCAGCCAGCCGCCAUUAUUAAGAACGAGAACGGCAUGUUCACCAUACGCAAUCCGGCGCUGCAUCAGGCGGUCACCAAUGGCCUGGCCAUGGGCGGCUAUCGUCAGUUUGGCGGCAACGUCAACUACUACACGCCCCAGGAAGCGGUCGCCGAGGCGGCACGGGCCACGCAGCAGAAGCAGCAGCAACAGGCUACUGCAGCCACUGUUGGUCAGGUUAGCAGUGGCAGCGGAGGCAACAGCGGGAACAGCAACAACUUCUCCUACUUCUCCAGUGGAGCGGCCAGCAGUGGCAGCAGCAACGGCGGCAAUGGGACGCACAACAAUAUCAGUAUUAGCUGCACCAAUGUGCCACCUGGCAGCACCGGAAGUGGAGGCAACAGUCCCGGUCGACUGGUCGGCGAUGCGGCGGUAAUAGCCCGUCCAAAGCAGUCGCAAAAGUGUCUCUCGGCCAUCGGCAGCGAGCUGAAACAAAGGGCCAAGGACAGCAAGUGGCCGAGCUUUGGCCAACAGCAGCAGCAGCAGCCGUCGUCGUCGUCGUCGGAGUACAAUUCUGGGCCAGGAGCAGGCGGAGGGGUUCCGCUGCAGGAGAAGUACCAGCAGUCGAGCUACUACAAUGGCUUCGAAGUGUUCUCAGCAGCGGCAGCGGCGGCUGCCGCUUCUCAGGCUUCUGGCGGUGGCGGAGGCAACGGAGGUGGCGGUGGAUCGAGCGAAUGUCAUAUGCACCACAACUGUGGCGACGACUCGCCGCCGCCCACCAUCACCGGUUUCAAUUCCUAUUUGGAGGGCAUACCCAACACCGGAGUCAUUCGCUACGACGACGCAGCCUUCCUCAAGAACUUGAUACCGGGGCAGCAUCUCAACAACGAGGUCUCCAUACACAAUAUAUCGGAGUCCAACUUCACGCGCAACAACGCGUCGCCAUCGCCGCACCAUGUCGAGAUCACCAGCGUCUUUGGCAGCCGAGUGCGCUCCUCGAACGCCUAUGAUUCACAGCAGCAACAGCAGCAGCAGCAGCAGACGGGCGUCGGUCCAGGUGCCAACUACUGCGACAACGUGGCCGCCGACUACGGCAGUGAUUCCCACCUCUUUGUGCAGAACAAUCUGCUGACGCGAAUGCCACAGCCGGCGGCACCUCCGCCGGAUCCCUUUGGCUAUGACUUUGAUCCCUCGGUGGUGCCGGUGGGCGGAUCGAAGGCGGCCAGCGUGGCCAGCGACCUGAACGAAUUCCUGCGCCGCAGCCCGCUCAGUCAGCGAACCUCGCCGUACAGUCCGGACGAGAGUGCCGCCGCCCUGGAGACGUUCGUCCAGAACAUGAGUGCGCUGCAGAUCGCGAGCGAUGCCGAGCAGUGCUCGCGUCUCAACGGAACGGGAGGGCCCGGUGAUGCUCCUGCGGCGGAUGCCACCGCCGGUGGAGCCGCCAAUGCGGCAGCCGCUUGGUGGUGAGCCACAGCCACAUGACAAGAGGUGAUGCGGCAUCUGCAUGGCCAGCAGAUUGAGGCGAAACUCCCUCCUCCCUCACAUUCAUACCGCUCACCACAUACGCAGACAUUUCAUCGAUAGGGCUGAAAAACGAUAUAUGAAAACCAGGAAAACAAAAAAAAAAAAAAAAAAAAAAACGAAACAUAAAAUUACAAAAAACCAGAAAACAGAAAACGCAUCCAAGGAAUCAUUUAAAAUGGCUUAGGAGUCAAUUUCAAUGUUUCAACAAAAAAGAGAAAAAAUAAAGAAAAAAUUUACUUAAAUGGAA
Molecule: messenger RNA, 8605 nt
Organism: Drosophila elegans
Lineage: Eukaryota; Metazoa; Arthropoda; Insecta; Diptera; Drosophilidae
Exons: 15
Coding region: 511-8301 (2596 amino acids)
Source: RefSeq, a predicted model, not a curated record